Molecule: messenger RNA, 534 nt
Organism: Daktulosphaira vitifoliae (grape phylloxera)
Lineage: Eukaryota; Metazoa; Arthropoda; Insecta; Hemiptera; Phylloxeridae
Product: zinc finger protein 706-like
Exons: 3
Coding region: 165-398 (77 amino acids)
Source: RefSeq, a predicted model, not a curated record
AUUAUAUCUUAUUGAUGAUAAGAAUUUGUAGUUUAAUAUUUGUUUUUCCAUCAUAUUGCAAGUGUUCAUUUGUCAAAAAGUUUAAAAUCGGGUACUCUCAAAAAAUUUGCGAGGAUCACUUAGUGAUAUAUUGAUUAUCUUAUUGAUAAAGUAUCCUAAGUAAAAUGGCUAGAGGACAGCAAAAAGUUCAAUCACAAGCUAAAGCCGCAGAAAAGCAGGCUAAAUUAAAAAAACAGCAAGGACAUAGUGCAACUGAACAAAAAAAGGCCGCUCAAAAAGCGUUAAUUCAUGUUUGUACAGUAUGUAAAGCUCAAAUGCCAGAUCCUAAAACAUACAAGCAACAUUUUGAAAACAAACAUCCCAAAAAUGAUAUGCCAGAAGAAUUAAAAGCUAUAUAAUAAAUAAUCAUCUCAUGGCCUUAUGUUAAUGUACAUUUUUUAAGUAAACUAUUUUCAAUAAAUUUAAUAUUUUACAUUUUUAUGAAGAAUUAUGUAUACUUUUACACUGUUUAAUUAUAAUGAAUCUUUCACAUUA